Melanotaenia boesemani (Boeseman's rainbowfish) is the source of this 2797-nucleotide messenger RNA. RefSeq names its product splA/ryanodine receptor domain and SOCS box containing 1 (gene spsb1). Gene Ontology annotation, biological process: intracellular signal transduction; proteasome-mediated ubiquitin-dependent protein catabolic process. Lineage: Eukaryota; Metazoa; Chordata; Actinopteri; Atheriniformes; Melanotaeniidae. Gene Ontology annotation, molecular function: protein binding. The transcript has 4 exons. Gene Ontology annotation, cellular component: SCF ubiquitin ligase complex. The record is from RefSeq and is a predicted model, not a curated record. Bases 272 to 1459 code for a protein of 395 amino acids.
AUAUCGUCAUGGGGAGGUCCUAAUCUGUUGUAGCAGCUGGGAGCAUUUUACCACGUGAUGCGAGAGAUGUUAGAGCAGCCAUCACCAUUUCACCCAAUUCAUGUCCAGGCUGAAAUGCUAAAAGGUGAGCCGACAAGCUAAAGGUAAACUACUAUGAAGUAGACGUAGACUCCGACGCCUCGCCCGGUCUCAUCCGCCACGCCGCUUCACAACUCAACCAGGUCAACAAACAGGCUAAAUUCAGGUGGACUCCAUCUAAAUUGAACCUUACAUGAGAAACAAGUGUCUCCCUGGCUCAGCAAACCCAACAAGCACUUCCUCUUGCAUUUUAAUCAGCUCCAAACCAACCCAGGGCCCCAAGAACCCCAACCUGCCCAGGCCUGGCUCUAAGCCCCCCAAAACACAUUCCUCCACAAGCCACCUUUUCAUUCCACUGAUGGUUAUGUUUCUUUUUAAGUACAAGAUUGCCUUCAAACAAUAUUUGUCUUACCUCGAUGGUCUGCAUCAGGGACUGGACAACAAACUUUCAUCUUGGGCCGAGGGAGCAAAGUGGAGGAGAGGGUCUGAGGCUAAUUUACUCCCCCCAUUAGUCACUGAGGAGGGGGGGGAGGGAGAAGCUGCUAUAAACACCUGGAGCAUGGGGCAGAAAGUCCCAGGUGGCAUUAAAACCAUUGAUAUGCGGGACCCAGCAUUCAGCCCCCUUAAGUUGGAGCUUCAGGCCCUGAAUCACACCAAGCCGUCUCGACUGGAUCUGCUGCUGGACAUGCCACCCGUCAGCCUGGACGUCCAGGUCCAGCACUCAUGGAACAACGAAGACCGCUCCCUCAACGUCUUUGUCAAGGAUGACAACAAGCUGGUGUUUCACAGGCACCCUGUGGCGCAGAGCACGGAUGCCAUCCGUGGCCGUGUUGGCUACACAAGGGGACUGCAUGUGUGGGAGAUCAGCUGGGCCAUGCGUCAGAGGGGCACUCAUGCAGUGGUUGGAGUGGCUACAAGUGACGCUCCUCUGCAUUCAGUGGGCUACACAGCUUUGGUGGGAAGCAACGCUGAAUCCUGGGGCUGGGAUUUGUGCAGGAGUAAACUCUACCACGAUGGCAAGAAUAUCCCAGGAAAAACCUACCCUGCCUUCCUCGAACCAGAUGACACCUUCAUAAUACCAGACUCUCUUUUAGUAGUUCUGGACAUGGAUGAGGGGACUCUGGGUUACAUAGUGGAUGGACAUUAUUUAGGGGUGGCAUUUAGAGGACUUAAAGGCAGGAAGUUGUACCCCGUGGUGAGCGCCGUGUGGGGACAUUGUGAAAUACGAAUCCGGUACAUAAAUGGACUUGAUCCUGAACCCCUCUCUCUGAUGGACCUGUGUAGGCGUUCGGUGAGGGUGGCGUUAGGAAGAGACCGCCUGAGUGAAAUCCAUAGACUGCCCCUGCCGGCCUCUCUCAAGAACUACCUGCUCUACCAAUGACGAAGCUGAGAACCACAUGCUCAGCACACCCUCGUUUCUUUCUUGUCUUUUCUCUGGGAUCAUUCGUGGGUUUAACCCGUUUGACAGCAUUACUCAAGUCUUCGGGACUGCCUCAGCAAGUACACUUCUGUCAGUGGCUGGACUUGUUUUGAGUUUGUUAUCCUGUUUUUAUGACUCUUUGCAACUGUUUUCUCUAACGCUACAAAAUCAGGAAUCACUGAGCACUAUGCACAUGCUGAUCCAGUCAAUGCCCUGACAGAUGCCAUGUUUAACCAUCUCCAAUUUGUUGGUUAAUGUGGUAAAAGUGGUCAGUGCCUCUGCUGUGACCUCCCAUACUUUUUUCAUUUAUGCAUUCCUGUCAUGUAGCUUUUGAAAGUGAAAUGUUAUAGUGAUACAGUGUUUUAAGACGACACCAAGGUGAUGAACAUUGAACUUUAUAAGUUGACAUAUUAGUGUACUGCUAUUAUCUGGCCACAAGGUGGCAGCACACCAUUGUCAACAGUACAUUGUCUCAAAUUGAGCAUUAUCUUGUUUUUAGAAAUUGUUUUUAAGAUGGAUAAUAUUUCCUGUUUGCACAACACAAAAGAGAUACUGACCACUCUGGAGAGCCUCUAGGGCAGGAUGGAUGAAUGGGCUGCCAGGCAUCUAGAGCAGCACUGACCACUCACUGCACUGUCUGGUUUCUCUGAUGUGGAUGUGUCCUAUCAGGCAGCCAACAGGAACUUUAUCAGCUUUUUUUUUUUUAAUGAUAUAUUGUCACUGUGAUUAUCUGUAGCAUGCACCUGCAGGAAACUUCUCAACAUACACGUCAUUUUUAUCAUUCGUCACUCCUGCGUUUUUUAGUACGGUAGUUUUCAGCCACCUGCUGUUGAGGCCCAAGAGUGUUCAAUUCCACCAGUCUCUCCAUCUGUUGAUCACUGGUUUGCACAUAGAAACCAGAGAAUAGGAAAACCGUGUGUAAUAGUUGGCUUACUCUAGGGUCCCUCUGGCACAUAGCUGAGAACCACUGGUGUUGUGUUUUGUGUUUUCGAAAUGUAAAGGGGGGUGGGCAGGGUUUUGGAAAAUGGGCUAUGUAGGAAUUUACAAACUCUGGUUUUUAAAGCACCAUAAAGACAAAAUGACAAUCUAUGAAGUGCUGCACAAAUAUAACAAAAGAUGAGAUUGUGAACAUAUUGUCAAAUGCCAUAUCAAGACUUUAGUAUUUUCAAACUGUACAGGACUUGUACGCAUUCAGCCCUCUGAAUGUGAACACACUGUGCUACACCUUACUUUUCCUUGCUUGCAGCUUCCACUUGAUUUAUAUUCCUUGUUGUAGAUAUUAAAGUUUAUUUCAAAUGA